This is a messenger RNA of Cydia strobilella, 5141 nucleotides long. RefSeq names its product abhydrolase domain-containing protein 2 (gene Hydr2). Lineage: Eukaryota; Metazoa; Arthropoda; Insecta; Lepidoptera; Tortricidae. The record is from RefSeq and is a predicted model, not a curated record. Gene Ontology annotation, molecular function: monoacylglycerol lipase activity; acetylesterase activity. Gene Ontology annotation, cellular component: sperm plasma membrane; sperm flagellum. The coding region runs from base 138 to 1430 and encodes 430 amino acids. Gene Ontology annotation, biological process: sperm capacitation; acylglycerol catabolic process; medium-chain fatty acid catabolic process. The transcript is spliced from 7 exons.
UUUGUCGUGGCGGCGAAGGGAGGCUUCAUGGCCUAGUUAUAUUACUAUUUCCCUGAUCGCUUUUUCUUAAUCGCUGUAGUGAACUUAUUAGCUAAAGUAUGUUUUAAAGUAAAACUGUGUACCAGACGUCCUGCAAAAUGUCUACAGUACUUCUAGCUGUUGUGGCUGUUAUAUUAUGUGUACUAUUUCGUAUACUGAAUGUUAACAGCCAGCCACAGAAACCCGUAAUUUACGGAAGGGAUCGAAGUUUUAUAGAGAAUAUCUUAUUCGUUUCACCUUUCCUUUACGAACCCUACAUCCCAACCCGUUUGUGGGGCUUCAGUGGCCAUGUGCAGACUAUCUUGCACAGUCUCAUCGGCCGGGUCCGCUGCCCCUGGCCCAUUGGUGCUCGGAUAUCCCUAGUGCUACCCGAUAAAUCGACGCUCACCUACGAUCUGUACGAACCUAUGGGAUCUGAACAUGAAGACGACGUGACAGUGGCAAUAUGCCCUGGCAUUGGCAAUACCUCGGAGAGCGUGUACAUUCGAACCUACGUCCACUACUCCCAGUGGCACGGCUACCGCUGCGCCGUGCUCAACCACAUAGGCGCGCUUAACAGCGUGCCUGUUACUGGGGCUCGAAUAUUCUCUUACGGUCACACCGACGACUACGCUUACAUGAUAGACAAUCUGACAGAACGCUAUCCUAACACUAAGCUAAUCCUAGUCGGAUUCAGCCUCGGCGGCAACUUGAUCACGAAAUACUUAGGCGAGGAGCGGAGCAGACCCACCAACAUCAUAGGAGGCAUCUCCAUAUGUCAGGGAUACAAUGCCAUUGACUCUCUAGUGUACUUGCUCCAAUGGCAGAACUUCCGUCGGUUCUACCUAUACGUGAUGACUGACAACUACCGCAACAUCAUCACGCGGCACAAGCGCAACCUGCUCAGCCCCGAGAUCAAGAGCAAGUACGGCCUCGACGAGAACAUGAUCGUGUCCGCCGGGACCCUGCCCGACCUGGACGAGGCCUAUUCUAGAAAAGUGUAUGGAUUCGAGUCUGUAGCGGAACUCUACAAGUGGAGUUCAUCGGCCUUCUACUUACAUAACAUUAAGACCCCAAUGGUGUUCGUCAACGCGCGCGACGACCCCAUAGUACCUGAACCGCUGUUACCUCUCAUCAGAGAGUUUGCUAGUUCCCACGACAAAACAAUGUUCCUAGAGCUUGCCCACGGCGGGCACCUGGGCUUCUACGAGGGCGGACUGAUAUACGCCAACCCCGUCACGUGGCUCGACCGCGCGCUGGUCGGGCUCGCCGGCGGCCUGCUCAUGGCGCACAACAAGUGCUCCUCUAAGGAAUCCAUCCUCGAAAACAUCUCCGACGACGAACCUGACCUCAUCAAGUCCGCCACCAUCGUCUAUAGGGAUCCUUUGGAUAAAACACCCGUGAAAUCAUAGAAUACAACCAUCAUAAGACAAUUUGGCUCGUAGCCAAGCUCAGGUGUUCUAUGUGUUUGACGUCACGCCAACUAUCAAUUGUUUUAGGUGUGCGUGUGAGAAGCUUUUUGAAGGUAUUUACUGUUUAAAGAUAGGUUAGGAUAAGUUGCCAUGGACCAAGUAAACAGAAGCGUGAUAUUAUAUCAGCAUUCAGUAGAACCUAAAAUGAGCGAAUGUUUUAUGUCGAGAAUAACUAGGGCAGUAUUUCUUUUUUGCGGAAGUAUUCUGUUUAGAAAAGAGAUAAGAUGCCUAAUAAGUAAUCUACGGUCACUAACUCACUAUAUGAUAAGAUUAUUAUUAUCGCACUGGAGAUUGUACUCACUCUACAAACUACGAUACCCCUAUAUAAAGAUAAAAUUCUAAGACAUUCUGUACUAUUUACGUAUACGAAGUCUACUUUUUUCUUGGUCCAUGGAACUUUGUACGCUAGGUCCGUGCAAUAGGUACAAGGAUGAAACCUGGGCCGUGUUGCAUAAUAAACUACAACAAAUAUUACAAGCGGAGCUCCUUUUCUGAUUUCCCUGAAGGAGUUCCGCUUGUAAUAUUAGUUGUAAUUUAUUAUGCAACACGGCCCUGACAUCAGGAUAUUUCUACCAACGUUUCAAACCACUCAGUUCCUAGUCGGAUGACCUGUUGUUACGGAUUACCAUUUUUUUUAAAGUCCAGGCGUUUUACAAAAAUAAGUGAUAACGGUAAUCGUGACCUACAGGAUAUGAUUAAUAAUGCAACCAGGAAACUAAAGCAGCGGAACUAAGGAAGCGGUUGAAACCCGGGUAGAAAUACAUGAUAGUAACCAAAUAACCACAUAGAAAUUACUAAAAUAAAAGAGUUGAAUGAAAUUGUGAGUGUGAUAAACGUGUACCAGUUAUCGUCAAAGUAUUGAUAAAUUCCAUGUAAUGGCAUUUUGCUGAAUAAUCUCAAAUAACCCAUUCCAUACAAAUCGAACUGCAGCGGUUAGCUUGGUUUUCAAUAUUGUGAUAUUUUAUAUGUAGAUGUAGUCAAGGAAAUUUGCAAGUAUAUUAUUAGUGAAGGAAAAAAGAUGCGAUUUUUUAUACAUAGAUAUACUUUCAAAUACAAUGUGGUGUGCAAUGCAAUGAGUCAUAUUUAUGUUGAGUGUUAGUCUUUUAUAAACGUUUAAACAAAAUUAAUAUGCACAACUUUAUUUGCGCUAGGUAAGUAGGUACUAUCGGGGACAUUGGCGGUGAACCAGUUUUACCUCAACCCUUACGAGCGAGCUAAACUCCGCCUCCCAUAGAGAUAACCAAUUACGAUGCAUUUAGGAUUCUUUAUCUUGAUAUUAAAAGGGUAAAAGCAGAUAAUGAAACAAACAAUGGGUAGUAAGGACAGUUUAUUAUUAUAUUUUAUUUAUUUAUCUUAGUUUGCAAAUUCCGCCCGUCACAAAGACAAUGGACGGCAAUAAACUUUACCUGAGCUAACCCUUUUUUUCAACACCUACAUUUUUAAGUGCCAUGCGUUUAAACGAUUUUUUGCCCUUAAGGUGGUUCACCGCAAAUGUCCCCUAUUGUACUUACAAAUGAGAUUUUUUAGUGCUUGUUUCCAACUAUGAGUUUCAUUUUCCGAGUAGGUUUAGGAAUUGACACUUAUCAAAUGGCUGCAAAUUAAUACUGAGUCAAUAUAUUGCAUUUCUUAUUGUCGCCUAACUCAAAAUAAUAAUGUAAUGAUUUAACUUUGCACAUAGUAAUAUUAAGUAAUGUAUUUAAAGCACAAAUACUACAACGCAGUUUGCAGAAAAUAGAGGUAAAAUAUCGUUCACAACUGCCGUGUUAAUUGCAAUUGCUAAAUAUAUUAACAGUAAAUAUGUAUGAAUCAAUUUUACCUGUAAAAAAAACUGGAAAUGUGGACUAAAUUAGCAUUCUGUAUAAGCAGCACUUUUAGGGGUAGAUUCUAUGUCAGGAUGGCCAGGAUGUGUAAUUUUCUUGUGAGGUCAAGUCAGAUAUUAAUGUGUCGAAAAUGGCCUAUUAUGUAAGCCAAUUUUGAAUCCGGCCUUGAAUUAAAAAAAAUCAUUUGGGGUAGAAGAAUAUGUGUUCAUAUUUGCAGUGUCAUUUUACAUACAUUGCUAAUACUAGUUAUUUUAUAGCUGGGUGUGUGUAACGCCAUGCCAGUGUGUAAGAAGGGUGAAGUCACAUUUCCACAUUCCGUUUCAUUAAUGAUAACAGUGAGACUGUUACCAUAAAAUCCAUAAUUAGUUUUAAUGUGGAUUCUGAUCGAUGUUUUUUAGGUUAAUUAAUGACAUUAAGAAGCAUUACUAGUUACGAAAAUGAGAUGAAUAAUUCAUGACUUGAUGAUACGGUGGCUGCAAUGAAUUAACGAAAACUGCCGCAUUUGACCGCCACCCCUUUUUAGGGUUCCGUACCCAAAGGGUAAAAACCGGACUCUGCUGUCCGUCUGUCUGUCACCAGGCUGUAUCUCAUGAACCGUGAUAACUAGACAGUUGAAAUUUUCAUAGAUGACGUUUUUCUGUUGCCGCUAUAACAACAAAUACUAAAAACUACGGAGCCCUCGGUAGGCGAGUCCGACUCGCACUUGUCCGGUUUUUAUUUAAGUAUAUAACACAAUAGUAAACUUUAUCAGAAUGUAUUAAGGUUGAUUUUGUACUGUCUACCUUACCUUUGUUGGUUAUGGUCGACAGUGGCGGUCAAAAGGACUUAAAAAUGUUGCAUAAUUACCUGCUCAUUUUAGCGCUUUCCCGAUUGCUUCCCAAAACGAGCCAGGGGUUCGCUACCAAAAUGUGGAAAAAAUGCAUUCAAGUUUUGCGUCCAUUGCUUAGACAUUUUGUGAUACCAAUCAUCUGAUCUCAGAAGCCAAGAGUCAAGUGAGUUAUGGUACUUAGAGAGACCACACUAGCGUCUUUUGAGUGUCGACGUCCAGUCAGCGCUAUGGAAAAUGGCAGCUGCGCCAACGUUGCGUCGAGCAGCAGCAAUAUACACGGUGGCUAAAAUAUAAGUGCACUAGUGUGUGAAAUCGCGAAAAAAAUGUACCCUCCCAUAGAAAAUGGACCAGCUAUAAUGUAUAAAACAGACCAAUUUUUUUCGCGAUUUCAUGGUUGGUCCCAUAGUAAAAGUUGCUCAGUAUAAUCCCAAAACCUCCCUGCAACGGGAAUUCACUUAUUUUUUUGCCACCCUGUAGAGUAGACGCUGGUGUGGGGUGGCCUUUAUCACCUUUAUGUUUAUGAUAUGUGUGACACAUCUAACAUGUUAGGAAAAAUCAACCUUAUAAUGGCUAAUUUAUAUAUGACACACUUGGAUUAUAUAAAGUACAAUUUAGAGCUGUGUGAUUUAUGGUUUUUUAAAGUUUAAACCCAGGACUCCCAGGAGAUAUGAUUAAAAUAACGAUAAAUGAAGUUUGACGGGUUAAUACAUAAAGUUAUAUUAACAUGUUUCAAUGAAUGGUUUUGGGGUUUCAUACUUUAGAAAAUUAUUCUGAUAAAUAUAUAAUAUAUAUAAUAUAUACAAAGAAAUAUGAAUGUAGGUGUUAUUGUUUCUUUUUUCAAUAAGUUUGAGUGUCUUAAAUGAUUGAAAAUCAAUAAAUUGUUGGUAUGGAAAAACUUCUGCUGGUGUUUUUAUAAAACAAUAUGUCGUUUAUAAAAAUACGUAUAUAUUUUGUAAUGUUUAUGCGUUGUUACCGUUUUAAUUAAUAAUAUCAACAAAAAUA